Hydatigera taeniaeformis is the source of this 927-nucleotide messenger RNA. NCBI's taxonomy places the organism in Eukaryota, Metazoa, Platyhelminthes, Cestoda, Cyclophyllidea, Taeniidae. The record is from the annotation of a GenBank genome assembly.
AUGCCAGAAGGGAUUUCCGAACGUUGGAUGCCCCUUAACCCCGAUCCAAGGUCGGCAGCCUAUCCUCUGAUGGAAAGUUUUUGGCCCACAGCACUCAUCUCUCUGGCCUACGUAGUCGGUGUCUAUACGUGGAUGAAGGUAGCCGAGCCAAAAUCGAAAAAGAUCUCCGCAAAUGGUCAUUCAAGCAAUGGAAAUGCUGUCAGCAAGAAAGAAGUUGCCAAAGCCUCCUCUUCCUCCUACGACAUUAUUAAAUGCCUUAUGGUUGUGUAUAACAUAGCAAUGAUCUUUUAUUCCGCUUUUCUGGUAAUUGAAGUUAUUGAUCUGCUUCGGAUAACAGGUUACGGUCUUGGCUGCGUCGAAUUCGAUCCAAAAGACGACCCAAUUCAACGGCGGUUUAUUCGAGUGGGCUAUCUAUUCUACUUCUCCAAGUUCUUGGAACUUCUUGAUACUCUAUUUUUCCUCUUAAGGGGCAAAUAUGAUCAAGUCACCUUCCUUCAUGUUUUCCAUCACGGUGCUAUGCCCCCUUCAAUAUGGUGGGGCAUUAAAUACGCUCCAGGUGGCAUCGUAUACAUGUUUCCUCUGGCCAACAGUUUUGUGCAUGUCAUUAUGUACACCUACUACGGCAUGGCAGCUCUGGGACUGUACCGCUACCUCUGGUGGAAAAAGUAUCUCACUGUCCUGCAGAUGGUGCAGUUUUGUAUCUUCAUUGUGCAUCAGGGCCAGGUUUUAACGCCCUUUAACUGGGAGUGUCGCUAUCCCAAGGUCUUUCCUCUCGCCAUCGUCAUAUACGCCGUCAUUUUCCUUGUCCUUUUCUCCAAUUUCUACGUACAGGCCUACUGGCGCAAACGAAGGCUGGCGAAGAGGGUAGACGAGUUGAAUGGAUCCGCCGUUACCAAUGGAAAGAUGAACCAUAAGAAGACGGAGUAG